AUUUGCUCCACACAUUUGUUCUUGUCAGUCACAGGCGAGAUGGAAAACUCUCUGCUGAUGAUUCUUACGGCGCUCCUGCUCUGUGGAGUUCAAGGAAUCGCAAGUCUGAACGAUACCAACCUCACAACCCCCGCAACCCCAGAAUGCCCUAAUUCUAUUAUAUCCACUACCCAGCCGACCCCAUGUCCGAUAACCAUCCAGAAUAUUACGUUUGCGUUCCCGCUGAUGGUAACAUGGAUGAGUCCAUGUGAAGGUCAGCUGUAUGUGCAUUCUCAUGAGGGUCAAUGGCAAUUGUGCUCUAACAAUCACAUGCCACGCAACUGGUGGACUGCAGUGUGUAAGGAGAGAAGAUGUGGAGACUACAGUGGCCAUACGAUCGCUUCAAAACAAGCUGAUGGUUAUACAAUAUAUAAAAAUAACACAUUCAUCAAGACUACUGAUUGCAUGGGAAUGGUUAUCAUGUGCAAAGAUCCUUUAGGAACAGAGUUGGCUGCUUAUAAAGCAGUAACGGGCAUUUUAAUUUUCUUGAUCUUGGCCGUCAUUCUCAUUCAGUUCGGUCGCCCCACAUACAAAGCCAUCCGCAAAAGAUUUUCACAAAAGCGGCAGAGUCGCUGGGUCGGCCCGACUCAGAGUGUGUGCUAUAACAGAGGGCAAGGGCCCCAAAACAAAAACACAGAAAAGAGACAGUCCUUUCCUGGUUUGGAGAGGCUGACGGUAAACCAGAGCAGAGAGCCCUCAUCCAACAGAAACAGUGACUAUGACUCAUACGGCUACAGCUGAAGGCCUGUGCUCACAAAAAAACUGACCCUAAGCACGACUCUCGUCAUCUACAAUCGGCAGAGUGUUUUACGUUACAUGGCUUCGUCUGAUUCGAGCUGUCGUUUGACAAGUCAAGAAAAGUGUAAAUAUUUUUGAAAAGUAUAACUGAGAAAUCCAUUUAGGAUAAAAUCAAAAAAUAAUUUCAUAGUUUCAACAUAACUACAUAAGCGCUUACUUGGUAUAGCAUAGCAGGCUUCUUUUCAUUCAUUAUUCAUUUUCUAAAAAUAGAUUUUGUAAUGACUUCAUUUUGCUGUGUUUGUUUUUGGUAAUGUUUUUAGAUAUUUCAGAAACAAUGUGAUUUCACACACGUCCUAAAAAACAUUGGCUUUAAAAAAAUGUCUAUUUAUGCAAUUAAUUGCUUUUUGAGAUGGUGUAUGAAUAAUUUUAAAUAAACUAA
Molecule: messenger RNA, 1216 nt
Organism: Labeo rohita (rohu)
Lineage: Eukaryota; Metazoa; Chordata; Actinopteri; Cypriniformes; Cyprinidae
Gene: cd5
Product: T-cell surface glycoprotein CD5
Exons: 7
Coding region: 40-780 (246 amino acids)
Biological process (GO): T cell costimulation
Cellular component (GO): plasma membrane
Source: RefSeq, a predicted model, not a curated record